Molecule: messenger RNA, 1702 nt
Organism: Paramecium sonneborni
Lineage: Eukaryota; Ciliophora; Oligohymenophorea; Peniculida; Parameciidae
Source: the annotation of a GenBank genome assembly
AUGAUUAAAUUUAUAAAAAGCCUUGACUAAUUUGGAGCAUCUUUCUAACCUAAUAUCUAUUACACAUCAUCAGAAUACAAAACUGUUUAAGGAGGAUUGAUGUCUGUCUUACUUUAUGGUUUAAGUUUUUCAUACCUAAUUUAUAUGAUAAUAUAAUGGUAAAGUGGAUAAAUAUUACCAAAAAUUACUACCUUAUCAAAUUUUGAAUAAGAUUACAAAUUGGAAUUAUUAGAGAAAUUUAUAUCAGUAGAAAUGAGGAAAUACUAAUAUACAUUCAUAGAUCCAUUUAACCCAGAAGCUUUAAUUCUUUAGCCUGUUAUCUAUCAUUUUAUUAAUGGAUAAUCUCCUACUCAAGGAUAUCCUCAAUAAUUUAAGAAGAAAACUAAUAUGUUCGAUUUCCAUAUUGUUGAAGUUCAAAACCUAACAAUACAGACUAGUAGUUAAUUCUCCAAUGAUAAUCCUUAAAUUGAAAUGAUGCUAGUUUUAGGUUAGUGUUUAGACUUUUAUUUAUAAGAGGGAUAGAAAUGUGCUAAUAAUGAAACAAUUAAAAAUUUUUUUGAUUAACAAACUAAUACACUUAUAGUCAAAUAAUCUAAAAAAGAAUUCAAUACUAAUACUGCUACCUUAGAAGAUAUUGAUAAAGAAUUAGUCAUUCCUCUAACAAAAGAUAGUACAUUUUUUGCUUAAAUUAUUACUAAGAUUUCAAAUACAUAAGUUGAUUAAGGAUUUUUAUUUGAAAGUUUUGAUGAGUAUGAAUAUAUCACUGAUUAUUAAGUUACUGCUAAUUCUAUGAAUAAACAAUAUUUUGGUUAAAAAUUAGGUUAUGAAACCUAUGCUGUAUUUUAUUAUUAAGUUGAUUAAAUUCAAAAUACAUCAUAAAUUAGUUAUCCUAAAAUUAGUGAAGUUUUAGCAGAUGCUGGUUCUAUUGCAUCAACUCUUUUAUUAUUAUCCUAUAUUGUUAUACUCAUGAAUCAAAGUUAUCUAUAAUUUGAAGCUGUCAAUCAUGUCAUUGAAAUGUAUUAUCCACAGUUCAAAAAUUUCAAAAUUAUUAAAAAUGUCUUUGGCAAAAUAAUUAGAGUUGAAAAUAAUGGAAAAAUUGUCAAUCUUAAUCUAUUCUUUCCUUAUUAUGAAAAAUUAAGGAAAAUUGGAGAAAUGAAACUCACUAUUUCUAAUCAAAUUUAUGAAAUAUCUAGAAUACAGUUUAUACUUUAAUUUUAGUAUUCAAAUAAAUUUAUUUCUAAAUUUCAUUAGGUUGGCAUCCCUUUAUAAAAUCUAUCUUAGGAUUCAAUCUUAAUUAAAGAAGAAAAUUAAUCUAAAUUAGACAAUAGCAUUAUUAUACAAGAAUAAAACUAUAAAUCUAAUCAAAUAGUAAGAUAUUUUAACAUAUUAGAUACCUAAUGUAGAAAGUUAAGAUUUUUAAUUCAAGUAAGAUAUUAUCUCCAGAAAAGAAUCUAAUCUGAUGUUACAUCCUGUAAAAUAGGAGGAAAAUUCAAAUGAUCAUUCUAGUUAAAUCAAACAAGAUGAUUAUCUAAAACUUAAUGAACUUAACUUAAAGGAUGAAGAUUUUGAAUUAUUAACAAUGCAAGAAACAUAUGUUUAAUUAGAAGAAAAAGAAUUAAACUCAAAGGAUUCAGAAUAAGUGCAACAAUUGUAGCAUGAUCAAACUAAUGUAGAUUUAAUAAAAUAGAAAUAACCAGAAUGA